UCUAUUUAAAUUAAGUCGAUAUUUAUCCCUCCAAUCCCUAUUCUCACUUCUCUCUCUGCAAACGACUAUAACCGCCGAUGUCACUUUCACUCUCUUCUCUUCGCAGUCAUUUCUUCAAACACUUUAAGUUCAACGGUCGAGCCUCCAAUUUCUCCUCCUUGCGCCGCCGCAUUCACCGGAAUCCUCCUCCCCUAAGCUUCUUUUCGCUCUUCCCCCCAAUCGGAGCACGACAGCUGCAGCAACAACGGUCUGCCGCUGCCAGUUAUUCCACACUUCCAUUCAACAAUGGCGAUAGCCACAAUUCAUUCACUUCGCCUUACCUUUCCGUUCACAUUUGCUGCCCAAAACACAUCUCUGACGCGCUGUCGGAGUCUCUCAUGUGUUUUGGAGCGAGUUCUACCACUAUUGACGAACAAAACGGCUCCGAUUCCGAUGAGAUAUGGAUCGGUUCUACGUUCGAUGUAGAACAGGAUGUUAACGAGUGCAUUGCACUAGCUGCGGACUCAGUUGGAUUGAAAGAUAUACCUAAAUACAAAGUUGAACAGCAAGAUCACAUGGAUUGGAUUAAACAAACUCAGGAAUCUUUUCAUCCCGUGGAAAUAACUGAGGGCCUGUGGAUUGUGCCUGAAUGGAGAAAACCCCCAGAUCCUCAAGCAACGAACAUAAUUUUGAAUCCCGGUUUGGCAUUUGGAACUGGGGAACAUCCUACGACAAAGCUGUGUCUACUGCUGCUGCGUCGGCUAAUAAAAGGAGGAGAGUGCUUUCUUGAUUAUGGUACAGGAUCUGGAGUUCUUGCAAUAGCGGCACUCAAGUUUGGAGCGCAUCUUUCAGUUGGAUUUGACAUAGAGGCACAGGCGAUCACAUCAGCAUGCUACAACGCCGCUUUGAACAAGAUAGGAUCGCAGGAGUUGAAGCUGAGUCUCGUUCCUAGCAAGGAUGGGGAUCAAUUUGAGAGCAACGACAUCGGUGUUGACGAGCCAUAUGACUCGAAGAUCAUUGCUGAGAAAGACAAGUAUGAUGUGGUUAUUGCUAACAUACUGCUGUAUCCACUGCUGGACUUGGCAGACCGGAUCGUCUCGUAUGCGAAGCCUGGUGCCACAGUCGCCAUCUCCGGGAUCAUAGCUGAGCAGGUCCCUGUGGUGAUGGAGCGUUAUUCUCAGUUGUUGGAAGACAUCAAUAUAUCAAUGAUGGAUGAUUGGGCAUGCAUUAGUGGCCUCAAGAAAGCAUAACCGAGUUGUGGUCUAGUCCUUUUAUUUCUAUCUCACUUCGUACACAUUUAAAUUCUUCAAAACUAACGACUAGUUUAACUUAUGGCUUUGGUUUAGUUCUUCAUUUUCA
This is a messenger RNA of Salvia splendens (bonfire salvia), 1338 nucleotides long. Its product is annotated as ribosomal protein L11 methyltransferase. The transcript is spliced from 7 exons. Lineage: Eukaryota; Viridiplantae; Streptophyta; Magnoliopsida; Lamiales; Lamiaceae. Gene Ontology annotation, cellular component: mitochondrion. Gene Ontology annotation, molecular function: protein-lysine N-methyltransferase activity. The record is from RefSeq and is a predicted model, not a curated record. Gene Ontology annotation, biological process: peptidyl-lysine trimethylation. The coding region runs from base 78 to 1229 and encodes 383 amino acids.